This is a messenger RNA of Pan troglodytes (chimpanzee), 2645 nucleotides long. It is a transcript of the gene ANGPTL7, whose product is annotated as angiopoietin like 7. Gene Ontology annotation, biological process: blood coagulation. The record is from RefSeq and is a predicted model, not a curated record. Bases 647 to 1687 code for a protein of 346 amino acids. Lineage: Eukaryota; Metazoa; Chordata; Mammalia; Primates; Hominidae. The transcript is spliced from 5 exons.
UAUAAACAGCAUGGAUUACAUUAACAGGCCUCCCUGGGUGAGUAGCGUCUCUUUUGCCUACCUUACGCUCACCCCAUGGUUAUAUAACCUUUUGAACGGAAUUUGGAAAUUCCUCUGACCCUGCCCUGCUUGCUGAUAGAGUUGAGCCAGUGGCUGGCAGGGGCAUAAUCUAAUAGGCGAAACUGGAAACACACAAAUUCACAGUCCUCUUUUCUCAGCCCAGAGACUGUACAGGCAAGGAAAGAAAGACUCGCCCCAUCUCCCUCCUCCCCUCCUCUGGCCUAAGUUGCCGCUGACUUCACCCAACAGGCACCUGACCCUCCCAGAUGAGCUGGGAGGGGCUAAAGCCUGGUGCAGCCAUGGUAGGGGUGGAGGUACAGGCAGCAAACAAUAUUUAAGAUGCUGACUUGUGGAGCAUUCGGGCUUGGGAAGGAAAGCUAUAGGCUACCCAUUCAGCUCCCCUGUCAGAGACUCAAGUUUUGAGAAAGGCUAGCAAAGAGCAAGGAAAGAGAGAAAACAACAAAGUGGCGAGGCCCUCAGAGUGAAAGCGUAAGGUUCAGUCAGCCUGCUGCAGCUUUGCAGACCUCAGCUGGGCAUCUCCAGACUCCCCUGAAGGAAGAGCCUUCCUCACCCAAACCCACAAAAGAUGCUGAAAAAGCCUCUCUCAGCUGUGACCUGGCUCUGCAUUUUCAUCGUGGCCUUUGUCAGCCACCCAGCGUGGCUGCAGAAGCUCUCUAAGCGCAAGACACCAGCACAGCCACAGCUCAAAGCGGCCAACUGCUGUGAGGAGGUGAAGGAGCUCAAGGCCCAAGUUGCCAACCUUAGCAGCCUGCUGAGUGAACUGAACAAGAAGCAGGAGAGGGACUGGGUCAGCGUGGUCAUGCAGGUGAUGGAGCUGGAGAGCAACAGCAAGCGCAUGGAGUCGCGGCUCACAGAUGCUGAGAGCAAGUACUCCGAGAUGAACAACCAAAUCGACAUCAUGCAGCUGCAGGCAGCGCAGACGGUCACUCAGACCUCCGCAGAUGCCAUCUACGACUGCUCUUCCCUCUACCAGAAGAACUACCGCAUCUCUGGAGUGUAUAAGCUUCCUUCUGAUGACUUCCUGGGCAGCCCUGAACUGGAGGUGUUCUGUGACAUGGAGACUUCAGGCGGAGGCUGGACCAUCAUCCAGAGACGAAAAAGUGGCCUUGUCUCCUUCUACCGGGACUGGAAGCAGUACAAGCAGGGCUUUGGCAGCAUCCGUGGGGACUUCUGGCUGGGGAACGAACACAUCCACCGGCUCUCCAGACAGCCAACCCGGCUGCGUGUAGAGAUGGAGGACUGGGAGGGCAACCUGCGCUACGCUGAGUAUAGCCACUUUGUUUUGGGCAAUGAACUCAACAGCUAUCGCCUCUUCCUGGGGAACUACACUGGCAAUGUGGGGAACGACGCCCUCCAGUAUCAUAACAACACAGCCUUCAGCACCAAGGACAAGGACAAUGACAACUGCUUGGACAAGUGUGCACAGCUCCGCAAAGGUGGCUACUGGUACAACUGCUGCACAGACUCCAACCUCAAUGGAGUGUACUACCGCCUGGGUGAGCACAAUAAGCACCUGGAUGGCAUCACCUGGUACGGCUGGCAUGGAUCUACCUACUCCCUCAAACGGGUGGAGAUGAAAAUCCGCCCGGAAGACUUCAAGCCUUAAAAGGAGGCUGCCGUGGAGCACGGAUACAGAAACUGAGACACGUGGAGACUGGAUGAGGGCAGAUGAGGACAGGAAGAGAGUGUUAGAAAGGGUAGGACUGAGAAACAGCCUAUAAUCUCCAAAGAAAGAAUAAGUCUCCAAGGAGCACAAAAAAAUCAUAUGUACCAAGGAUGUUACAGUAAACAGGAUGAACUAUUUAAACCCACUGGGUCCUGCCACAUCCUUCUCAAGGUGGUAGACUGAGUGGGGUCUCUCUGCCCAAGAUCCCUGACAUAGCAGUAGCUUGUCUUUUCCACAUGAUUUGUCUGUGAAAGAAAAUAAUUUUGAGAUCGUUUUAUCUAUUUUCUCUAAGGCUUAGGCUAUGUGAGGGCAAAAUACAAAUCCCUUUGCUAAAAAGAACCAUAUUAUUUUGAUUCUCAAAGGAUAGGCCUUUGAGUGUUAGAGAAAGGAGUGAAGGAGGCAGGUGGGAAAUGGUAUUUCUAUUUUUAAAUCCAGUGAAAUUAUCUUGAGUCUACACAUUAUUUUUAAAACACAAAAAUUGUUCGGCUGGAACUGACCCAGGCUGGACUUGCGGGGAGGAAACUCUAGGGCACUGCAUCUGGCGAUCAGACUCUGAGCACUGCCCCUGCUCGCCUUGGUCAUGUACAGCACUGAAAGGAAUGAAGCACCAGCAGGAGGUGGACAGAGUCUCUCAUGGAUGCUGGCACAAAACUGCCUUAAAAUAUUCAUAGUUAAUACAGGUAUAUCUAUUUUUAUUUACUUUGUAAGAAACAAGCUCAAGGAGCUUCCUUUUAAAUUUUGUCUGUAGGAAAUGGUUGAAAACUGAAGGUAGAUGGUGUUAUAGUUAAUAAUAAAUGCUGUAAAUAAGCAUGUCACUUUGUAAAAAUAAAAUAUUGUGGUUCUGUUUUAAACAUUCAACGUUUCUUUUCCUUCUACAAUAAACACUUUCAAAACGUGA